CUUCAGGUACUUGCUACCGACAACGGUGGCAUGGCGGUGGACGCUGGCGGGAGCGAGUCGACGAAUGCCUCGCUAGACGGCCAUGGCAUCUUUGCCAUCGUCGUAUUUGCAGUCGUGGCGCUCAUCUGCAUUCAGCCGCUAAAGAUCCCCCUGCCUCGCGUUGUUGGAUCCUGGGCCCAGAAGUGCGUGGGCAGGUUGUUCGGCCGUGGCAACUCCGAAGACGACGAUGUCGUCUUUUAUCGUCGCCCCUGCAUUGUCCUGAACCACGUAUGGACGCCCGCAAUCGGCAUUCUCUUCCUCCUGGCGACCAAGACGAUCGGUGGAGAGCAGGUUCGUACGGGCAUCGUGGGCGAGGAGGGCGUGGAGCCCUACGACGUGCUGGCGCUCUUCAUCAGCCUGGCCUACAUCGCCAUCAGCCUCGAUGCGACGGGCCUUCUCCGCUAUCUGGCCUUCCAGGUCUGCCUCAAGGCUGGCACGAGUGGCCUGAGGCUCUAUCUCGUCCUCUACCUCUUCUUCUGGUUCGCCGGCGUCCUGGUGGGCAACGACCCCGUCAUCCUGAGCGGCACCGCCUUUGUCGUCUACCUCACCCGUGUCGCUGGCAUCUCGCCGCCCUCAGCCUGGAUAUGGGCCCAGUUUGUCGCGGCCAACAUCUCGUCGGCGGUGCUGGUGUCGUCGAACCCAACCAAUCUCGUCAUCGCAACUGGUUUCAGCAUCUCCUUUCCCACCUACACUGCAUAUAUGAUGCUUCCCUCGAUGGCGUCUGCGCUGGCCGGCCUCUUGGUUCUCCUCUUGUUCUUCCGGGAUCGCCCAGCAGCAUCGCAAGCAAAGGCAAAAGAGAGGGGACCAUUCGCGCAGAGAUGGAGCCGCGCCACGAGCUGGGCUCGAUCUCGUGCAUCAUCGUCUGUCUCAGCUCUCCGUCUUCGCCAUUCCUCGAACACACCAGGGACCUCUUCGACACCAGCAGCAGCAGAGGAGCACGAGAUGUCGACCACAGCACCAGUAGCGAGCACAGAGACCAAGGAAGGCAAAGUCGCCCCAACCGUCUACAUACCACGGACCAUGAUCCGUCCCGACGUGGAUGCGCGUGCUGCGCUGGUAGACCGUAGCGGGGCCAUCUUUGGAAGCAUCAUCAUGGCCGCCACGCUGAUCACGCUGAUUGUCACAAGCGUCUUUGGAGGCGUCAAAGUGUACAUGAUUGCAGUGCCAGGCGCCGUGGUCUGUCUCAUAAGGGACGUGAGCACGGACUGGUGGACAUGGAGAAGCCACCGGAAAGCCGAGCGGCGGAGCAGGAGCAGCGAGAGAAGAGGGGAUGAAGUGCAACGCGGGCAGCAAGGUGCUGAUGAUCCAACACUGCAAAGGCAGGGGUCAAACGUCGACGACGCCGCCGAGGCCAAGGAACCUCGCUCUGAAGAAGUGCAUCGGACGAUGCUGGGCAGAACCAUCGACAAGGCAGCCGGGCUGGCAGACGUCUUCCCCACCGUCACGUAUGUGGCGACGAGGCUGCCCUUUCCACUGCUGCCCUUUGCCUUUGGCAUGUUCAUCCUCGUCCAGUCACUGGCCCACGUCGGUUUCAUCGAGAUCAUGGCCAAGGGCAUCGGGGAUGUCUGCGCCCGCGGCCAGGCCGCUUGCGCCUUCUUCAUUGCCACCCUGGGCGUCGUUCUUUGCAACGUGAGUCACUUCCGAUCUUCUGGUGGCAAGCACGGCACUGCUGACCUGCCUCCAAACCCACUCCCAGCUCGGCGGCACAAACAUCGGAGCGACAAUCAUCCUGACAAAGGUCAUUCAGUCUCCCGCAUUCAAAGCUGCGCUGCCACCGGACGCCGAAGGCAUGCUAUUGACAAAGAUGGCCUUCUAUUCGGUGGCCUUUGGCUCCAAUGUCGGCGCUCUUGGCGGCACCUUUGCUGCGAGCCUGGCGGGGUUGCUGUGGCGCGACGGCCUGCGCCGGCGAGGCGUCGUCGUGACUGCGACGCAGUUUGCGCUGUGGUGUGGCGUCGUCAUAGUCCCGUGCACAGCAGCGGGCGUUGCCGUGCUCCUGGCCGAAGUCCGGUUCUUCAACGGACUUGACUGAAAUCGCCGUCGCUGUCGUCCGUAGUGUAGUGUAGUAGUAGCAAUGUGCAAUCUCCACAACAACACUUUUUUAAUGUUAAGAG
Acaromyces ingoldii is the source of this 2150-nucleotide messenger RNA. RefSeq lists its product as hypothetical. Gene Ontology annotation, biological process: arsenite transport; transmembrane transport. The transcript has a single exon. The coding region runs from base 31 to 2064 and encodes 677 amino acids. Gene Ontology annotation, cellular component: membrane. The record is from RefSeq and is a predicted model, not a curated record. Gene Ontology annotation, molecular function: arsenite transmembrane transporter activity. Lineage: Eukaryota; Fungi; Basidiomycota; Exobasidiomycetes; Exobasidiales; Cryptobasidiaceae.